Molecule: messenger RNA, 1741 nt
Organism: Mugil cephalus (flathead mullet)
Lineage: Eukaryota; Metazoa; Chordata; Actinopteri; Mugiliformes; Mugilidae
Product: P2X purinoceptor 5-like
Exons: 12
Coding region: 87-1295 (402 amino acids)
Biological process (GO): monoatomic cation transmembrane transport; response to ATP
Cellular component (GO): nuclear inner membrane; plasma membrane
Molecular function (GO): extracellularly ATP-gated monoatomic cation channel activity; purinergic nucleotide receptor activity
Source: RefSeq, a predicted model, not a curated record
CCUUCCUCCGUCUGUGUGUGAAGGAGCGCUUGCUAUUGUCCUACUCUUUUCACACUGACAGCAUACUGUUAACAUACAGCUGCAGGAUGUGCGCCUGGAAGGAUCGUUGCUUUGUCUUAUUGGACUACAAAACGGAAAAAUACAUUAUUGCAGAAAAUAAAAGAGUUGGAAUUUUGUACCGUCUUAUCCAGCUGUCCCUCAUGGCUUACCUUAUAGGGUGGGUUUUUGUGACAAAGAAAGGCUACCAGGAGACAGAGGGGACCAUCCAGAGUUCCAUCAUAACUAAAGUGAAAGGAGUCUCCGUAACAAACACCACAGAGUCUGGUCUGAUGGUUUGGGCGCCGGAGGACUAUGUCAUCCCACCGCAGGGUGAAGACGUUCUAUUCAUUGUAACCAGCUUCUUGGAGACUCCGAAUCAGAAGCUGGGAUACUGUGCUGAGAGCUCCAAAGUGCUGGAUGGUCGCUGCACCAGGGAUGCAGACUGUGAAAAGGGAAAGAUCGUAGUGGCUGGAAAUGGAGUAAAGAGUGGCCGAUGCUUAAAAAAGGAUGAAAACUCCAUCGGUAGCUGUGAAAUUUACAGCUGGUGUCCCGGCGAAAGUAAAUUCAAACCAUCGGGGCCGAUGUUGACCAAUGCUGACAACUUCACCCUGUACAUUAAGAAUUUCAUCCAAUUUCCCAAAUUUUCCUUUUCAAAGUCGAACGUUCUCGAAACAACGGAUGACUCCUACCUGAGAAAAUGCAGAUAUGACGAGGAGCAUAACCCCUACUGUCCCAUCUUUCGUCUGGGAGACAUCAUCAGACGUGCUGGAUACAGCUUCCAGGACAUGGCCACAUUUGGGGGCUCCAUUGGCAUAGCGAUACAGUGGGAGUGUGACCUCGACAAAGCCGACUCUUACUGCGGCCCACGGUAUCACUUCACGCGCCUGGACAAGGGUAUCUCCAACAAGUCCAUUGCAGCUGGAUUUAACUUUAGACACGCACGAUACUUUAAAAAUGCUGAUGGUGAAAUCCACCGAUCUCUGUAUAAAGUCUAUGGAGUCCGGUUUCACAUCAUGGUGUAUGGAAAGGCUGGAAAAUUCAGCAUUGUCCCGACAGCCAUUAAUCUUGGUUCAGGCCUGGCUUUGAUGGGGGCUGGGACUUUCGUCUGCGACAUGAUUCUUCUCUACAUCAUGAAGGAGAGGGACUCUUACAGGGAGAGGAAGUUUGAAGGAUUGAGCGCUAACAAAGGAGCAUCUGAAAGCAACGGCAGUGAACAUAAGAAGGACGCCAUGGAGGAGGACAUUCUGACAGACUGAGUGAUUCUGAAGAAACUAUAUAAAGUGACAUAUGGCAACCGAUGCUGUACAGGGAUGGGGGAUUGUGUAAACUGUAAGUGUAGUCAUAAAAUAUGUGCGUAUUUUAGCAGCAUUGUCUGUUACCAUUUGCAUGCAGACCGCUUUUAGUUUAAAAGCUGAAAAUCCAUUUCUUCAAAUGAAUUUAUCUUCAGGGCUGUGUGAAGACAUAUCCGACCUAAAGAACACCAGAGCAGCAUGGUCACUUAUACUUUGACACAAAACAGAAUAUACCUCAUACAUGUGUAAAGCACUGAACUCCAACUUUCCUCUAAAAUAUAUUUUUCAUCAUUUGUGUGAUUUUGUUUAAUCGGUUUGGGAUAAUCUUUUAUUUAUUUUUUUCAUAGAAAAGAAACCUCUUGUGGUAACACGAGAAAAUGUUCAAAUAAAAACCGUCGUAAGACAUGUGA